Molecule: messenger RNA, 2370 nt
Organism: Adineta ricciae
Lineage: Eukaryota; Metazoa; Rotifera; Eurotatoria; Adinetida; Adinetidae
Source: the annotation of a GenBank genome assembly
AUGGAACCUUUCGAAAAAGAUGAAUCGGACGAUAACUCAGAUAAUUCAUCUUCUAACGAAGUCAGUGAUGAAAGUGAUUUUGAUUUCGACUAUGAUGAUUUAAUCGACGAUCUGGAUGAACUUCGAAUAUCAAGUGAAUAUUCGACUGAUAAUGAAAUGGACGUUGAUUCCAUAAUAGAAAAUUCUAUGAUUGAUGUUGAUAGUGGUUUUACGACAAUUUCUUGCACCGAUGUAACGCCAUUUCUCGUGUUCAACAAUAUUUUUACCAAAGAAAUUUUUAAUCUAAUUGUCGAUCAAACAAACAUUUACGCAAAGCAAAAGAAACGUAGGCGUAGUCAGAAUAGUAUCGAUCUCUGGGAAGAUGUAACAACGAAAUAUAUUGAAUCGUUUCUUGGAAUAAUCAUCGUGAUGGCGAUCAAUAGCUUACCAAGCAUGAAGCACUACUGGAGUAAGGACAAUAUUUUUCAUAAUAGCUUUAUCUCUUCGGUCAUGUCGAGAAACCGCUUUCUUCAAAUCUUUUAUAAUCUACAUCUAGCUGACAAUUCAUUAGAGCCAAAAAGAGAAUCAACUAAUUACAGUAAAAUUUACAAAAUAAAGAACUUCACUGAAAUGUUACUCAUGAACUUUCAAAAUAACUAUAAGUUUGGCCGAUAUGGUACUAUCGAUGAAACUAUGGUCAAGUUUAAGGGUAGAUCGAGUCAAAAGCAAUACAUACCUCUAAAACCAAUAAAAAGAGGUUAUAAAAUCUGGUGCUUAUGCGACUCCAUCACCAGCUAUUUAUUCAAUUGCAGAAUUUAUCUUGGAAAAGAAGGAACUAGUGUUAACGAAUCACUCUUGGGCGAACGUGUUGUUCUCACCCUUAUCGCUGAUCAUCGUUUUGAAGGAAAACAGUUGUAUUUUGACAACUUCUUUACUUCUCUUCCCUUAUUAGAGAAGCUAAGACGACGGCGAAUAUAUGCUACAGGGACUAUUCGAUCUGAUCGAGUUGGUAUUCCACGACAAUUCGCUCUGAAAGAGAAAAUGGAGCGAGGUCAAACAACACUAUCACCUAACUAUUCAUGUCUGAAAAAUAACGCUGAUGUGGAAUUUACAUUGUCAAUAUCUGCUCAUUCUGCAUCGAAUCCGUCAUCAAGUUGCUCUGUACAGCAGUGUAAUAUAACUACUUUCGAUAGUAGUAAUUGUCGCCGAUCACCAACACCUUGUUUCUAUUAUUAUACAAUAAAUAAUAGCAGUUAUUGCGCUCCGGCUAUUCAAUGUUCGCUUUUGGAAUUAUGUGAUAAUGUAACAAAUAGUUGUUCGUCGUAUGAUUCGAUCUGCAUUGUUAAUUCUUGUUGCUCGCCAUCAGCUGUUUGUUUACCUUUGUUGACGACAAAAUUCUGUUUGCAAGGAUGGGCUUUAACAGGAAGUAUGAAUAGUGCACGAACAUAUCACACAGCAUCCCUUUUGCCAGAUGGAAAGGUAUUAGCCGCUGGUGGAUAUAACAGUUUUGCUUAUGUGAAUAGUGCUGAGUUGUAUGAUCCAUCGACAGGUAGUUGGACUUUAACAGGAAGUCUGAAUAAUGGACGAGAUUCUCAUACAGCAUCAAUAUUAUUAAAUGGAAAAAUAUUAGUGACUGGUGGUUUUAACGGUGUUUUUGUGAAGGGUUCUGAGAUAUACGAUCCAUCAACAGGAAUUUGGACAUCAGUAAGAAGUAUGAAUGUUGCAAGAACAUUUCAUGCAGCAUCGAUAUUAUCUGAUGGAAAAGUAUUAGUCAGUGGUGGACAGAAUUUUGAUGGUUAUCUGAAUACUGCUGAGUUGUAUGAUCCAUUAACAGAUACUUGGACAUGGACAGGAAAUAUGAGUAGUAUACGACAUCAUCAUACAUCAUCAAUAUUAUCAAAUGGAAAAGUGUUAGUUAUCGGUGGACAGAAUUCUGGUACCAGUUCGUAUAGUGCUGAGUUGUAUGAUCCUUCAACAGGUAGUUGGACAACAACUGGAAGUAUGAACACUGCACGAUCUGGCCAUACAGCAUCGGUAUUAUUUAAUGGAAAGUUAUUAGUUGCUGGUGGAGCCAAUGGUCUGAUUCAGGAUAGUGCCGAAUUGUACGAUACAUCGACAGGUAUUUGGACUCUAACAGGAAAUAUGAAUGCUGCACGAAACUUACACACGGCAUCGGUAUUAUCAAAUGGAAAAGUAUUAGCCGUUGGUGGAUAUAACUAUAGCUAUUUGAAUAGUGCUGAGUUGUAUGAUCCAUCGACAGGUAGUUGGACUUUAACAGGAAGUCUGAAUAAUGGACGAGAUUAUCAUACAGCAUCAAUAUUAUCAGAUGAAAAAAUAUUAAUCGCUGGAGGAUCGAAUGGUUCUGCUCUGAAUAUCGCUGAAUUGUACUGA